CGUUGACCGCAGACUCGAGCAGCGACCAAAGCUACUUACACGCCGCGCUCAUCGCUCCGGGCAUCAGUGCGCGCCCAGUGCUCAGCCGCAGCAGAUCGUGGAUAGUGAAUAUAUAUAUAUUGUAUAUAUAGAGUGGAUGCACCGCAUCGAGAGCACAGAUAGUGCAAAAAAAAAAAAAAGGGAAAAACGGUGGCAAAUAUUUGCACAGUCGCCCCACAGACAUCGACUUCGACUUCCUGUCUGCCAAAUUCCCCGAACACGUGCUGCCACGACUGCGGCUGGGAUCUGAGAGCACAAGUCCCUCCUCCCGGCUUUAGCUCCAACUCCAAUCAGUAGCCACUCCAUCGGGCUGCCUUGUUUUUUUGCUCCUGUUCCAACUCCAGCCGCCAUCAUGCAUUCGCCGGCUGCCAAAGUGUCGGGCUACGUCGUCCUGAUGACUGUGCAAAUAAUUUUCCUGGUCCUAUUCUGGCUGUUCGUGCGUUACGAAAAGACGGCAUUGCCACGGCCAAUCGAUGCCGAACACGCUGGAUCAGCAAACGAACACGUUUCGAAAUAUCCGCAAUUCCAGGACAUCCAGGUGAUGAUCUUCAUUGGCUUCGGCUUCCUGAUGACCUUUCUGCGCAAAUAUGGUUAUAGUGCCACAGGCUUCACUCUGUUCAUGGCCGCCUUGGUGGUACAGUGGUCUGUGCUCAUGAAGGGAUUCCUGCACAUGGAGGGCGGCAAGAUCAGCCUCUCCCUGGAGAACAUCAUCGAUGCGGAUAUUGCCGCCGCCGUUCCCCUGAUUAGCAUGGGCGCCCUCCUUGGCAGGACCACGCCCAUCCAGCUCCUGUGCAUGUCCAUCUUCGAGGUGGCCCUGUUCGCCGUCAACGAGUACUUGGCCCUCAAUGUGUUCAGUAUCUGCGACUGCGGCGGCUCCAUCACCGUGCAUGCCUUUGGCGCCUACUUUGGCCUGGCUGUGGCUUUGAUGCUGCGCCCCUCGAGUGACCAGAACGAGACUGGUAAGCUGGAGGGAGCCAGCUACACCUCGGACAUCUUUGCCAUGAUCGGCACCACCUUCCUGUGGGUGUACUGGCCCAGCUUUAACUCUGUGCUGGCCGAAGGAGCCGGCGGCGAGCGAGCCAUUUUGAACACGUUUCUGUCAUUAGCCGCGGCAACAGUGACCAGCUUCGUUGUAUCCGCGCUUGUCAGCCACGAGAAUAAAUUGGACAUGGUGCACGUGCAGAACUCGACCCUCGCCGGCGGCGUCGCCGUGGGCACCGUGUGCAACCUGCUCCUGGGCGCCCAUGGAGCCGUCUUAAUUGGCAUUAUCGCCGGCACGGUCUCGGUGCUCGGCUAUCGCUAUUUGACUCCCUGGUUGACGGCCAAUCUGCGGCUGCACGAUACCUGUGGCGUGCACAAUCUGCACGGCAUGCCGGCCCUGAUUUCGGCCAUUGCCUCGGCCAUUUAUGCCUCCAUGGCCACCGUGGGCGAGUAUCAGUCGGAGCUGCAGGACAUUUUCCCAGCGAUGGUGGGCACCAAUGGAACCGAGACCAAAAUCAUGGGCGGCCUCGGCCGGAAUGCAAGUUCGCAGGCGGGUUUCCAAUUGUUUGGCAUUGCUGUGACGCUGCUCAUAGCCAUCGGAGGUGGCAUUUUGACAGGGGCCGUGCUGAAGUACACCAAUUUCCGUAACCUGAAGAAGGACGAGCACCAUCAGGACGAGCACUAUUGGGAAGUUCCCGCCGUCGAGGGCAAGGAGGAAUACGAACUAGAAAAAGUUGAUGAGCUUUUGUCGUAAGCCAGAAAUCCACGAGAAACAAAUGCAGCAAACGGCCAUGGAAAUCCGUGGAGGACAAUGGGUCCAUUGGCCAAUCCUUUUGUUGUCCUCGCCUGCCGUCACGCUUAAUUUUUGUAGACACUUGUCGCAUUUAAUUAAAAACUCCAACAAUUUACACAUUUAAUUAGCGACGACGCCAAAAAGGAGCACUCGCACACACACACACA
Molecule: messenger RNA, 1980 nt
Organism: Drosophila serrata
Lineage: Eukaryota; Metazoa; Arthropoda; Insecta; Diptera; Drosophilidae
Gene: Rh50
Product: Rhesus blood group-associated glycoprotein Rh50
Biological process (GO): ammonium transmembrane transport; ammonium homeostasis
Cellular component (GO): plasma membrane
Molecular function (GO): ammonium channel activity
Source: RefSeq, a predicted model, not a curated record